AUGGGCUUCCUCGGAGCUGUAACGCUGCUCAACAGCUGUGUGAUAGUCCCUUGGGAUUCAGAAUACGACCUCGCUGCGCAGAAGUUGGUUGAGGCAGGCUUUCGCCCCGCCCCAUGGACGUACGCCAUAACGGAUCCACAGCGUGUUCGCGAUGACGAGAUAGACCGACGGACUUUACUCAGAGGGGCUAACGGAGACGGGAACUUGGAUGCCAAUUCGUUACGGUUCCAGUUUCCAGCAGGCUUUUCUGGCCCAGAAAGAGUCUUGUUGCUUCGAAGCACAUAUAUUGGCAUUCGACCCCCGAGCGAUCCUGAAUCGAUACAAAGAUUCUCUUGCAUCGACAACUUGUAG
Molecule: messenger RNA, 351 nt
Organism: Parastagonospora nodorum SN15
Lineage: Eukaryota; Fungi; Ascomycota; Dothideomycetes; Pleosporales; Phaeosphaeriaceae
Exons: 2
Coding region: 1-351 (116 amino acids)
Source: RefSeq, a predicted model, not a curated record